AUGUCCAAGUCCUCCCGACUGGGUGCUCCCGCAGUGGGGUCUAAGAGCCCCAGGUUGAGAAAAGAGCCACAGAGUAAUCGUUCAUGUAUGCUUCGGAUUGGAGAGAGGCUGAUGAGGGCCGGCAGUGAGGGGAACCUGGUUGAGAGACCCAUACCAGUCCAGAGCCGGAGCCAGGCCUCUUCAAGCAGACUCGCUCAAGGACCGAACGGUCGGACACAACCUAUAACCCUGGAGGACAAACCCACUGAGCAUACAGAAGAUAACUCCAGCAAAGAAAAAUCUCCAUCCAAAGUAUCUUCUUCUUCUUCUCCGGCUGUGGACAGCUGCACUGAGCGUCUGCUGCAGAAGAAACCAUACCCCAACAGCAGCCCGCUCUGUCACCCGGAGCCCCCCUCUGGUGGAGCGGCCCCCCGCUCUCCCAGCACCUUACCUCGGAGCCACAUUACUGCAGCCCGGGCCGCGGCCGGCAGGGACGGCCAGCUGGUUAGCCUGGAGGCGCAGCACUCUGAGGUGGAGAGGAAGACGGACGUGUUCCUGGACCACCUGAGGCAGAAGUAUCCUCACCAUGCUGCCAUUAUCAUGGGACACCAGGGCCGCGAGGGGGAACAGUUAGCGACAGCCCUUAACCUCCAGGAGAGGAGUGUCCACCCCUCUGAAAGCCCCCCCUGUGCAGGAGUGUUGGGCCUGGUGGAGCAGCAGGACCCUCUGACUGCAGAUACCAUGUCAGAUAGAGCAGUGAUGCCCCCCAUGGCCCCCUUUACAAGGGGCUGUAAAGAAAGAGCAAGUCUACCUGUCGGCUGGUUAAGGGGUCAGACGAGAGAGAGGCUGCCUGGUGUGAUGUACCUGCAGUACGGGGAGCAGACUCAGCAGGUCAGGCUGCCGGCGGAGCUCAGUGGGGAGGACGCUCUGCGGGCUCUCUUUGUCUCCGCCUUCCCUCAGCAGCUCACCAUGAAGAUGCUGCAGUCUUCCAACAUGGCCAUCUACAUCAAAGACACCAGCCGCAACGUCUACUACGACCUAGAGGACAUCAGGAACAUCACAUCCCACUCCUGUUUGAAGGUGUAUCACAAGGACCCUGCACAUGUGUUCAACCGCCAUGCCAGGCCUGAGGGGAAGAUCUCUAAAGAGGUUCUGUACGGCAGUCACAGUCCAGUCCACACCCUGUCAGCGUCCAGCCGCAGCCCCCUGCACAGCCUGCAGGGCUCCAUGUCCCCCCCCAUGGUCCGCUCCAUGCCCUCCUCUCCCUCCAGGAGGCCGUAUGGUGGGAGCACAGGGAGUAGGACUGGGAUGGUGGAUCCAGGAAGCAGCAUGUUACCAGGGGGGGGGCGAUCCAGCUCCCUGAGCUCCAGCAGCAGUGCCAUCCUGGAGAGGAGAGACGUGAAGCCUGAUGAGGACGUUGGCAGCAGUAAGGCCCUGGUGGUGCGUGGUGAAGGACGACCACAUUUCCCAGACUCCUAUUGUUCCUCCCUGCAGGAUGGAGGGGGAGGGGGUCGCCUCAGCUUCAGCUCCUCCCAGUGUAGCGCUCCCCCCUCUCUGCCUGCAGACAUGGUGGAUCCGGGGGUCACGGGGAUCCCGGGGGGGAUGAAGCAGUACCGGGCCUCCGUCAAACCCCUGAUGGACCAUGGAGACAGCCAGCAGACCCGCUCCCUGCACAGGCAGAAGAGCAGGAAGUUUGGAGACAGCCAGCUUCCAUCGCUGGGAACCAAAACCCCGCCCCCUUCCCCUCACAGGGUCAAUGAAGUCAGGAUGAUUGGCGGACAGAUCAUCGGAGGCGUGGGCCUGGUGUCUCCAGAGAGGAUGUCUCCGAUCCGCCGGUCCCUCCGGCAGGACAGUAACGGAGCCGGAGUGGAGAUUGUCAACAGAAGAAGAGGAAGUGGCUCUUCCUCCUCUACCUCGUCUGUUUUUUUGGACAGCCCUCUGGGACAACCAGAGAGACUGCUUCAUGGUCAUGUGACUAACAGCAACCCCCAGAGUGAGAGAAUGAAAGCCAUGGAGGAGCAGAUAGCCAGUCUGGCAGGGCUGGUGCACAGUGCUCUGUCUAUGGGGUCAGAUGUUCCAGCAGUCAAGGCUCUCAGGUCUGUAACAGCACACUUUAUCUCUUUAGUGAGCAGCAGCUCUUCAGAAUCAAUAUUGGCUGCUGCUGCACUGGUUGAGGGCUCCUCUCUAAUGUCGCCGUCAGCCCCGCCCCCCCCCUCGGACAGCGGGCUGCAGCAGAGCUUGGUGUUAGCGAAGAGACAUGUGUGUGAUCUGCGACUCCAACUCAACCAACUCAGACACUUACAGCUGUCAAACCAGGAGAGCCUGAGAUCCAUGCUACGGAUGGCGGGUGAAGAGCUGGUGGUGCUGAUGUGUGAUAGGCUGGUUCAAAGUGAGGAGGCAGCAAACAGACGGCUGGAGAUGGAGCAGGAGAGGAUCCACUAUCUGACCGCAGAGGAGAGGACACUCGAACAGCUCCAGGAACUGGAGGACUAUGUGGUGCGUCUGCAGCGUAGCUCCGCUCCCAGUACCAAGCAGCUGGCCCCCACUCUGAGAGAGGUGGAGGAUGGAGCGGUUAACCUGCGGCGGGUUGGAGAAGCUCUGGCCCUCCUCAAAGGUGAGUUUCCAGAGCUGCAGGGGAAGCUGCGCUCAGUGCUGAGGCUGGAGGUGGAGGCGGUGCGUUUCCUGAAGGAGGAGCCUCAUAAGAUGGAGUCCAUGCUGAAGAGGGUCAGGGCCCUGACGGAGGCCCUCAGCUGUCUCCGCAGGUGUGUGUCAGAGUCAACCCCACCAGCCACAGCAGCUCAGGUGGAGACUCUGAACGUCCCGGGAACAGACCAGGGACCCGUGAAGACCCAGAGCCCCCAGAGCUCCCCCAAACCCCAGCCCCGAUCCUCCGUCAGACCUGCUCCACUCACCCCCUCCCUCCCUGGGGGUCCCGCUGAAGCCUCCCCCGUCAUGGCCCGCAGAAUGAACGCUUCCACCUCAGUGAAUCAGCCCCCCCACCACCAGCCCAGCCCCCCACUGACUCCCACCCAUGGGAGAGACUCCCCCUCUGUAGCCAAGGUGAGUCCUCGCAGCAGAGAGAGCAGCCCCGCCCUGCAGAGGAGGCCCCUGCAGCCCCCAACACAGGGGGGCCACACUGACCAGACUGCAGAGAGACGGACUCCAGAGGGCAGUCUGAGUGUACAGACUCUCCCGCCCACCACCAACACACACUGUGACCAGGACCUCCAGGAAGCACAGGCCAGCCUGAUGCAGUCUGUCCCUGCGCCAGACUCCACAGAGGGAUGCUCUGCUUCAGGACAGAGAGAUUCCACAGCCUCAGUGGAGCAGCAGGAAGUGAUACCUCCCCAGCUGAGGGAGUGUGUGGGCUCCACCCAGUUAGAUGCCCGAGACUCAGCUCCAUCAGCCUCGCAGCUUGUUACAGUCGCUAUAAAGCCUCCACCCUCAGCCCCCCCCUCAGCCUCUCCCAAAACAGAGCACAGCAGCCGGCCACAGGUGGAGAAACCACGGCGCACCAGUGUGGACAAGGCCAUGAAGCAGAGUCCAGACAGGGGGGGGAAGUCUCCCCCUCCUCCCCCAACACGGAGGUUCCACGCUGUCAGCUCAGGACUCACCACCGGGAGCUCAGGAGAAGUGAUAUUCACCACCAGGAAGGAUCCGGGGGGAGCCAAGGAUGACAGUGAGAAAAAGCCUCCUGGGGUUCCUCAGCCCAAACCCUGGAGACAGCCCCCAGAGGUGAAACCCAAACCCACCAUCACCAUUCCUAAAGCCCCGACACACAUGGAGGAAGAGGAGGAAGACGACAAGUUCAUGAAAGAGCUGCAGGUGACUAAAGCACUGUCAGGUAUUCAUUUGCCAGGUGGAAAUAAACAAUGGAAUGGAGAGAUGUCUCAGGUGGCCAAUCAGAAGCCUUCAAUGAUGGCAGCAUAUGAUCACCAAUCAGCUCAUCAGAUGGGAAUUUCAGAACAAAUUGAAGUUAGUAAAGAACAUGUACAUUCUCAUAAGAAAAAAGGACUGGAGGAGAGUCUGGUUAAACAAGGGUAUUCCCUAAACUGUGCAGCAGUAGAGAAGAUUGUACAAAAUGCUCAGACUGCCCAGAGGAAGGAGGUACCAACACCAACCCAUAAGAAAGCAGGCAAGGUGGAGGUUCUUACAGCUAUAACUUCACAUAAAGAAAAUGUUCUUACUUUGAAAAGUCCUGAUCGGAUUAAUAAGGAGUGUGUUGGUCAAAUGAGUUCACCUACCACAGCAGAGAAAAGGAAGGUCACCACCAUUGUUACUCUACAUAAAGAAACCAUUCAAGCCACUGACCUCACAGGUCCUGACGCCACAAAAGAAAAAGCUGUCAAAGAGAAACCAGCUGAGGAGAAGUCAAAUAUGACAGUAGCAGAAACAUAUGAGAAAGAAGACUCCCCCAAGGAUGGCUUGAUACAGUCCCAGGAGAAACUCCUUAGCUUAGAUCAGUGUGUAACUUCUCCACAUGUCCCAAAAAUGUCCCCCAGCAGGACGGUCAGCCACAGCAGCAGGCAGCAGAACCUGCAGCCUUCCCAGGACACGACCCAGGACACGACCCAGGACACGACCCAGGACACAUCCCAGGACACAUCCCAGGACAGGUCCCGGGACACAGAGGAAGGAGGGAAUCUGAGCCCUGAUAGUUUGGACAAUGAGGGACCUCCUCCUCCUCCUCCUCCUCCACCUCCCACAGGUCAAAUCCACCUGAUAAUCACCAAGAGCCACAGAGUCUUGGAUGGCCCUGACACACAGUCUGGGUCUGGGGACAGCAAUGGUGAACUCACUUAUGUCUCGUAUGAAAACCAAGGUUUUGAGGACAGUGAUGACUCUGAUAAGAAACCUAUAAUUGUGAUCUUGAAUGAGCCUAUGGACAUCCAGUCAGCCUACAAGCGUCUGUCUACCAUCUUUGAAAGUGAGGAACAUCUUGAUAAGAUUCUUUCUACAGAAAGUGUUGUGGAUGAAGAUGAGUUUCAUUAUGAAGAAGACAAACAGGAAAUGAGAAAAAUUGGCAACAGUGACAUCAACACGGGUUUAGAGAUCACAGGAAAUGGUCAGAUAUCUCUACACAUGCAACAACAAAGACCUUCAGCAGGUAGCAGCACAAUACCUGAAAACCAGGACCAGGGUGAACCAGAUUUCCUUAAAAAGCCAGAGACCAAACGAAAGUUCAAAUUUAAGUUCCCCAAAAACAAACUGAGUGCAAUUAGCCGGGCCAUACGAACAGGGACGACCAAAACAGGAAAGAAGACUCUGGAGGUUGUUGUCUAUGAGGAAGAGGAAGAGAUAGUAUUGGACAGCAAGUCAGCGAAGGAGACCAAGAAGCAGACAAAAGAAUCCAAGAGGUCUGAGACCAGCAGUCCCAGACAGGUCAACUCUGGUGAGAGAGACAUCCAGGUGUCCCUUAUCACUGUCAGCAGACCCUCAAAGUCACAUGGCCGGGCAGAGAGGCCCUGCAACAGUACGCUCGACUCUAUAGACAGUCUAGAAGAGUCCAUUAAACAGCUGGAGAUCAGUGUAGACAGCAUGGCGGGCCCCCCCUCCCCCUGCAGCAUCGGGUCUUUACCGCCUCAGUCCCCUGAUUCUUCCUUGGACUCCACUGACAGAGCUCAGUCUAAAGUCAAACGGGAAAGGGAGAGAAGCCUUUCCAAGAGGCCAGCCUCUCAGGUCCUCAAGGGCCCCAAUCCACCUCAGAGUAAGAGGUCCAAACCACAGCCUCCACCUGACACAGGGAAAAGCUCCACCAUGAAACAGACCUACAGCUCCAGUUCUUCUGCUCAGAGGCCCCUCACCAGGUCCUGCCACACGUCCCCCUCUGGCCCCCCAGAGAAGGCCCAUAAGGGCCCGAAGCAGCCCGGCCAGGUAAUGAGCUCUGCUGACUCGGUGUGUGUGUGUGUGUGUGUGUGUGCGUGUGCGUGUGCGUGUGCGUGUGUGUGUCCACAGGCUGUCAGGGAAAGAGCCUCUCAGACCCCCUCCUCUGGGAAACCCUCUCUUCUUCCUAGCCCUUCAAAGUGUCCGUGGUCUCCUUCCUCGGCCCAGCUCUCCUCUUCCUCUCCCUUUGUCUCUCCCCCUCGCUCCCCCUCUCCUUCCUUCUCCUUCUCCCCUCCUCCUCACAAGUCUUUAAUCCUGUCUCUGAAUCUGAGUCGUCUCCUCCCCUCGUCUAGCCACUUCUUGUUGCCAUCCCACGCUGACGUCCCCCCUGCCCAGGGGCCCCCCCGCAGCAGCAGCAGACGCAAGCCCCCCCUUGCCUUCACCUCCACCUCCCCACACAGCUACUACUUUUCUUCGUCCUACUCUUCAUCCUCGCCCUCCUCCUCCUCCACCUCCUCCACCUCCUCCUCUCUGUCCCCCACCUCCUCCCCAUCCUCCUCCCUCCUCCCCACCGCGGUGAGUCCUGGGCCGAGGAGCAUCCAGAUGUCAGCGUCCAGCCUGCACUCUCCAGGCGGGGGGGGCAGGAAGCGCAGCGGAGGUCAGCAGGUCCUGCGACCGGGGGAGGGCUCCAAGGACGCAGCGUGAUGCUCCAUCAGACUCCGUGGGGGGGGGGGGGGGUGCUCACCUGUCAACAAGUGGUGGGUUAGCUUGUAGAACAAAUGUAAAAUAUCUGGCCUGAGUCUGUUUUAGUUCCAAAACACACUCGAGCCCCACCGACACACAGGCAUGUUGCAUUAUGGGAUGUUUCAGCGUUGCCCAGGUGUGUCUUUAUUGCUGUUGAAGUCAGCACAGGCAGAUCAGAAAGGUGGAGCGUCACAGGGUGAGUCCACUAAAGAACACACUCAGCGUGACAGACACAUGAAGAAGAGCUUUGGAUUGGAUACCAUAGAUAUACAGUUUUGCGGGGGGGUCCAUUAUAGUGCCGAAUGAUUUGAGGGGAAAUAAUGAAUGCAUGUGAUAUGAUUCUAUAUAUAAAAAGGAAUGAUCAUUUUUGUGGCUAAUCAAAGAAAUAAAACCUAAAACUGGGUUUAAAACGUUGGGGCACGCCAAUCUUAAGGCAGGAACAAUGUCACUGAACGUCUGUGUUCAUUUGUUUUUUAUUUUCUUGUAUUCCAAUAAUACAAUUCAUCGAGAACAAUG
Molecule: messenger RNA, 7062 nt
Organism: Trematomus bernacchii (emerald rockcod)
Lineage: Eukaryota; Metazoa; Chordata; Actinopteri; Perciformes; Nototheniidae
Product: sickle tail protein homolog
Exons: 24
Coding region: 1-6507 (2168 amino acids)
Cellular component (GO): cytoplasm
Source: RefSeq, a predicted model, not a curated record